This is a messenger RNA of Odobenus rosmarus divergens (Pacific walrus), 537 nucleotides long. RefSeq names its product S100 calcium binding protein A14 (gene S100A14). Gene Ontology annotation, molecular function: chemokine receptor binding. Bases 88 to 402 code for a protein of 104 amino acids. The transcript is spliced from 3 exons. Gene Ontology annotation, biological process: positive regulation of granulocyte chemotaxis; toll-like receptor 4 signaling pathway; positive regulation of monocyte chemotaxis. The record is from RefSeq and is a predicted model, not a curated record. Gene Ontology annotation, cellular component: perinuclear region of cytoplasm. NCBI's taxonomy places the organism in Eukaryota, Metazoa, Chordata, Mammalia, Carnivora, Odobenidae.
UCUCUAGGCAGAUCAUGAGCCAUCGGCUCCCCUGGGGCCAGCUGUAGGGACAACACAACUCUCACCAGGACAAGCGCACCGGGCACCAUGGGACAGUGUCGGUCAGCCAAUGCUGAGGAUGCGCAGGAAUUCAGCGAUGUGGAGAGGGCCAUUGAGACCCUCAUCAAGAACUUCCACCAGUACUCUGUGGAGGGUGGGAAGGAGACGCUGACUGCCUCCGAACUACAGGACCUGGUCACCCAGCAGCUGCCCCACCUCAUGCCGAGCAACUGUGGGCUGGAAGAGAAAAUUGCCAACUUGGGCAGCUGUAACGAUUCUAAACUGGAGUUUGGGAGUUUCUGGGAGCUGAUUGGAGAAGCAGCCAGGAGCGUGAAGCUGGAGAGCCCUGUCCGGGGCAGCUGAGAACAUUUUCCUGGAAUUCUUGAGGGGAUGUUGGGGUCUAGAAAUAAAAGUCCUCUCCACCUGCACCACAUGAUUCCCCCAUCUGCACCUGCCUCACCUCUGCAAGGUUCAAGGCCUCAGUGACCCUCCCCAGGG